Messenger RNA from Ctenocephalides felis (cat flea), 1553 nucleotides. Its product is annotated as luciferin 4-monooxygenase-like. The transcript has 9 exons. NCBI's taxonomy places the organism in Eukaryota, Metazoa, Arthropoda, Insecta, Siphonaptera, Pulicidae. Gene Ontology annotation, biological process: long-chain fatty acid metabolic process; fatty-acyl-CoA biosynthetic process. The annotation marks the transcript as partial. Gene Ontology annotation, molecular function: long-chain fatty acid-CoA ligase activity. The record is from RefSeq and is a predicted model, not a curated record.
GUAGAUGCAGAAACAAAACAAGAAGUAACUUUCAACGAGCUCCGCAGAACGAGCGCCACGAUUGCCCUAUCUUUACUAUCACGUGGUAUAGUGCCAAGUGACGUCAUAACCCUUAUCGAAAAAACAUCUUUGGAAGCCUUUUCAGUUGCAAUAGGUACAUUAUUCUCUGGAUCAGCUAUUAAUGUUUUAGACGCUGGAUGGACUGCAUCAACUGUGUUACCAGCUCUCAUACCAUUGCUGAAACCAAAAAUUAUAUUCUGUCACGUGAGUGCUGAGGAAAUUCUGAUCCCAGUAAUCAACGGCAAUGGGUUGGAGGACACACAUAUUAUUAUUUAUGGAGGUGACUCUAAUUAUGGAUAUCAGACUUAUGAGGAGUUGGUGGAGGAGUUUGGACAGUCUGAGGAUUUGGAUACGUACAGGCCUACAACCAUCGAGGACAUUCACAAGACGACAGCAGCAAUUUCUUGUACAAGUGGAAGCACAGGGACUCCAAAAGGUGUUAUGGUACCACAUGCAGCCUUGCACCAACUGAUUACACCUUUAAGAGAAGCCGAUCUAAACGGCAUGACAGUCUUCACAAACUCCGGUAUGUCUUGGGGCUCCGGAUUAUUCAUAUUAAUCUCCGGAUUAAUCGGCGGAGCCAGACGAGCUUUUACCAAAGAACCAUUUAACGAAGAAAACUUAUUAAGAAUUAUGCGCGAAUACAAGCCAGGCCUGAUGCUACUAUCUUCUUACCAAUUGUCUCUGAUGAAUUUGUAUUUACAAGAUAAGGAAGAUCUUGCAGAACCAUUUGGAGAUGUAAUGUUGCUGUUUGCUGUUGGUUCCAAAUUGUCACCACAACAGGUCGAAACUAUGCAAAAACAUUUGAAAAAUGGUAAAUUGGUGGUUUCUUAUGGAUUGACUGAAUGUAUGGGUGGAACUACUACUAUAACUUGUGCAGAAUAUAGACCAGGAACUGUUGGACACGUUUUGAUGAACACAGAACUAAAGAUUGUGGAUACUUCUACAGGAGAAACUUUAGGGCCAAAUCGGCAAGGUGAGAUGUAUCUACGUGGCCCUACAAUGUUAGGGUAUUAUGGUCGUCCUGAAGCAACUUCUGAAGUUUUGGAUCCAGAAACUGGUUGGUUUAAAACUGGUGACAUCGGUUAUUAUGAUGAAGAUCACUAUGUGUACGUCACUGAUAGAAUUAAGGAGAUUGCCAAAUACAAAGGAAUUUAUAUAAAUCCAAGUGAUAUAGAAAUUGUGAUAUCAAGACAUCCUUCUGUAAGAAGUUGUGCAGUGGUUUCUGUACCAAAUGACGAAGUUUGCGAUUUGAUGGUCGGUUUUGUUGAACUUUUACCAGAUUACAAAGACAAGGUUACUGCCCAGGAAUUGGAAAUAUACACCAAUGAAAAUGUCCAGGAUUACGAGAAACUCCGAGGUGGUUUAUACAUUUUGGACGAACUACCAGUUUUGACCCAUGGCAAAAUUGCUAAAGCUUUGCUCAAGCAAAAAGCAAAAGAAAUGCUGAACGAGAUCAUGAGCAAAUUUAAUAACAAAUUGUUAUCUAGAAU